ACAGUACAGCAUCCUCUACAAGCAAGAGCUAGCACACAGCGAUGCCAUAUGGUCAGUAGCUUGGGGUAAGAACACAAAUGAUGGGUCGGAGACGGUAGUCAGUGGUUCCCUGGAUGAUUUGGUGAAGGUGUGGAAAUGGAGCGGUGAGAAGCUGGAUCUUCAAUGGACAUUAGAGGGUCACCAGCUGGGAGUGGUGUCUGUGGACGUCAGUCACACUGGAAACAUUGCAGCUUCUAGCUCUUUAGAUGCCCAUAUUCGUCUCUGGGAUCUGGACUCUGGAAAGCAAAUGCGUUCUAUUGAUGCUGGACCAGUGGAUGCUUGGUCUGUGGCCUUUUCACACGGACUCCCAGCACUUGGCUACAGGAAGCCAUGUGGGAAAAGUGAACAUCUUUGGUGUGGAAACUGGAAAGAAGGAAUUCUCACUUGACACCAGAGGCAAAUUUAUCCUCAGUAUUGCUUAUAGUCCAGAUGGCAAGUAUCUGGCCAGUGGAGCCAUUGAUGGAAUUAUCAACAUUUUUGAUAUCGCAACUGGCAAGCUCCUCCACACGUUGGAAGGACACGCUAUGCCUAUCAGAUCACUGACAUUCUCUCCGGACUCCCAGCUGCUAGUUACAGGCUCUGAUGAUGGAUAUAUAAAAAUCUAUGAUGUGCAACAUGCCAGUUUGGCUGGUACCCUCAGUGGACAUGGCUCAUGGGUUCUGAAUGUGGCUUUCUCCCCUGAUGAUGCUCAUUUUGUCUCUGGCUCUUCUGAUAAAAGUGUAAAGGUAUGGGAUGUCGCCAGCAGAACAUGUGUACAUACGUUCUUUGAUCACCAAGAACAGGUUUGGGGUGUACAGUACAACAGAAAUGGCUCUAAAAUUGUAUCUGUUGGAGAUGACCAAGAAAUCCAUAUUUAUGACUGUCCAAUAUAA
Staurois parvus is the source of this 911-nucleotide messenger RNA. The record is from the annotation of a GenBank genome assembly. NCBI's taxonomy places the organism in Eukaryota, Metazoa, Chordata, Amphibia, Anura, Ranidae.